AUGGCGGACAAGAAAUUAUCACCGUUUAACUUCGGAGGAAUUUUCAUCUUUUUGUUAUGUUUCCAAACUGUAAAUGGAGGAACUUUAGCAUCAGACUGGCAGUUCUUUUACAAUAAGAUAUUUGCUGAUUAUAAUAAACUGAGUUUCCCUAUGAACAACCAGUCCGACCAACUUAAUGUGAGUAUUUCAAUGAAACUUGACAACAUACAAGAGUUUUCUGAUAGGGAUGGAACAAUAACUUUAGUUGGUAAUUUCAUAAUUUCCUGGAAAAGUGAAAUUCUAACAUGGACCGAAAAACCAGUCGGAGUAACAGAUGUCAUCACUACAGCAAAAAUACCCCGCUCUGAUCUUUGGUAUCCACCGAUAUUCACAUACAAUGGCGUUGAUCAACUUUCCGUCGUAGGGACCAACAAUGAUCUAAUUGACGUGAGAUUUGACGGCACUCAUACCUGGAAGCCUGCUUUUAUCAUUAAGGCUGGUUGUGAUGUGAAUAUCGAACUAUUUCCGUUUGAUUCACAGACGUGUUCAUUUGAUAUGUCGCACCUUGAUUAUUCACCGGAAGAAUUAUCACUUUCCACUAAUUCUACAAGUCUCGACACGACAGACUUCGCUCAAAACAUUAUCUGGGAUAUGAAUACUACGACAGUAAGCACGAGCUCAACAAGCAAAGCUACCUAUGUGUCGUUUUCUAUUCACUUAAAGCGUCGUUCUACGUACUUUGUAAUUGUUUUAGCUGCACCUAUUUUAUUAUUAGGAAUCAUAAAUGGAUUUGCAUUCCUCAUGCCAAUAGAUCAUGGUAGAGUAGGAUUUUCUAUGACUGUUUAUUUAACAUUCUCCGUUUUCCUGACAAUUAUUGGUGAUAAUCUUCCCAGAACAUCUAAUCCGCUGUCUACCUUGUCAUUGUAUAUCGUGAUUUUAAUGGCCUUUAGUGGUGUAAUAACAAUAGUUUCUAUUUUUACUGUCAGACAACAUCUUAAGACUGUUGAUCUUAAAGUACCGUCUGUUGUAGCGUUCGUAGUUGGUACAAUGUGUUGCAUGGUAUGCAGAUGUAAGCGGGAAAAGAAAGCAACGAUUCACCCAGAUGGUAUUUCUAUUUCGUCAUAUGACUUUGAAGAUAAAAAACGAAAAUUUGAUGUCUACUACCUACCACAAGAACACAAGUUUGGGGUCUCAAAUGUAAAAUGGGAUAAAUGGAAGAAACGUGAAGAAAUUGAAGAACCACCACCGUAUACAAAGAAGUUAACAUGCUCAGAACGUUGCUGGUUUUGUAGGGUUCCCGAAGAAAUGACAUGGGUAACAGUUUCGCGGGCUUUUGAUUAUUUACUUUUUCUUGCCACGAUAGCUGUCCACUCAUACCUUGCAUACGUAUUUUUGAAUCCAAUGUUGAAGGAAGGGGGUUAUGUCUAA
Molecule: messenger RNA, 1407 nt
Organism: Mytilus trossulus (common blue mussel)
Lineage: Eukaryota; Metazoa; Mollusca; Bivalvia; Mytilida; Mytilidae
Product: neuronal acetylcholine receptor subunit alpha-9-like
Exons: 1
Coding region: 1-1407 (468 amino acids)
Biological process (GO): signal transduction; regulation of membrane potential; nervous system process
Cellular component (GO): synapse; plasma membrane; neuron projection
Molecular function (GO): excitatory extracellular ligand-gated monoatomic ion channel activity; transmembrane signaling receptor activity; transmitter-gated monoatomic ion channel activity involved in regulation of postsynaptic membrane potential
Source: RefSeq, a predicted model, not a curated record